Messenger RNA from Ipomoea triloba (trilobed morning glory), 1175 nucleotides. Its product is annotated as gibberellin 2-beta-dioxygenase. Lineage: Eukaryota; Viridiplantae; Streptophyta; Magnoliopsida; Solanales; Convolvulaceae. The coding region runs from base 60 to 1064 and encodes 334 amino acids. The record is from RefSeq and is a predicted model, not a curated record. The transcript has 3 exons. Gene Ontology annotation, biological process: response to light stimulus; gibberellin catabolic process.
UCUCAACAACCCACACACAAAUCAAAGCUCCCCAUCCCAACUUUCAGUAGUUUGUAGUUAUGGUGGUUUUGUCUCAGCCCAUUCUUGAAAACUUCUCAUACAUAAACACAUCAUGCAAACCCACCACCACCCACUUCACUGGGAUUCCAGUGGUAGACCUACUUGACCCUGAGGCAAAAAACAUCAUAGUUAAGGCUUGCCAGGAGUUCGGAUUCUUUAAGGUUGACAAUCAUGGUGUUCCCAUUGAAGCUGUGGCAAAACUGGAGGCUGAGGCUGUGAGGUUCUUUGGGUUGCCUCAGCAUGAGAAGGACCAAGCUGGUCCUCCCAAUCCCUUUGGCUAUGGCAAUAAGAGCAUUGGCCCCAAUGGAGAUGUGGGUUGGGUUGAAUACCUUCUCCUCAAUGCCAACCCUCAACUCAUCAUGAAUUCUUCUCUCACCUUCCCUGGCAACUCUCAGCUUUUUUGGAAAGUUGUGCAUGAGUAUGUUGGUGCAGUUCGGAAGAUGAGCUGCCAAGUGUUGGAACUAAUAGCUGAAGGGCUGAAGAUUGAGCCAAGGAAUGUGCUGAGCAGGCUUAUAAAGGAUGAGAGGAGUGAUAGUUGUUUGAGAGUGAACCACUAUCCACCAUGCCCCCCUGCACAACAAGAAGAAAAGUUGAUAGGGUUUGGAGAACACACAGACCCACAAGUGAUAUCUGUUGUGAGAUCAAACAACAGUACAGGCCUGCAAAUUGCUCUCAGAGAUGGGACAUGGGUCUCUGUCCCACCAGAUCAAUCCUCCUUUUUCAUUGACGUUGGUGACUCCCUCCAGGUACUGACUAAUGGGAGGUUCAGGAGUGUAAGACACAGAGUUAUAGCUGACAGUUUGAAGGGUAGAGUGUCAAUGAUAUACUUUGGAGGGCCCCCAUUGAGUGAAAAGAUAGCACCUUUGCCUUGUUUGAUGGAAGAAGGAGAAGAAAGUUUGUACACAGACUUCACAUGGUCUGAAUACAAGAAGUCAGCUUACAAGACAAGGUUGGGUGACAACAGACUUGGCAUUUUUGAGAAGAAAAUUCAAGUUCCUCUCUAGCUCCCUAUAUAUAUUCCACAUAAUAAUUUAUUAAUUAUAGACUUACUCAAAUAUUUUCAUCAUCCUAUCAUGUAUGUGCGUGUAUUUUAUUUAUGGAAUUUGGGUUUACAA